AAAUUUACAUACUCUUCUCUCUUUCUCUCUCUCAAAUCCUACUUUUGACUAUUUCAUCUUUCCCUCUAAUACCCUUUGUUUUUUCAUUAGCACAAAAUUAACCUAAUUAAACAAAAUUCUGUGCACAAUCUUUUUCAUUGAUGUCAUCAGAAAAAGAAGGUACAGAUGAAUCAUCAAAAUGGAUUCUUGAAAGCAUUGAUAUCGUUCCUAAUGUGGAAGUUCCUAAAAAGGAUGAAGAAAAUGAAAGCAAGGUUAUAAAAGCUUCUGAUAAUGAAGCAUUUUCGAAUGUCGAUAAUUUGAGGAGCAGGAAUAAUAAUAACAAUAUUAACAAUAAUGGAAGCAAAAUGCGAAGGAUGGAAUCAGGUGCUGCAAGAGGGCUUAAGGGUUUACGGUUUCUUGAUAGAACGGUUACAGGUAAAGAAGCUGAUGCAUGGAAGUCAAUUGAGAAACGUUUUACGCAACAUGCAGUUGAUGGAAUGUUAUCAAAAGACAAAUUUGGAACAUGCAUGGGUAUGGGAGCAGAUUCAAAGGAUUUUGCUGGGGAACUGUAUGAGGCAUUGGCAAGGAGAAGGAAUAUAUGUGCAGAAAAUGGAAUUACUUUGAAUGAAGCUAGGGUUUUUUGGGAGGAUAUGACUAAUAAAGAUCUUGAAUCAAGACUUCAAGUGUUCUUUGACAUGUGUGACAAGAAUGGAGAUGGUAGGUUAUCCGAAGAGGAGGUUAAGGAGGUUAUAGUGUUGAGUGCUUCUGCAAAUAGAUUGGGAAAUCUUAAACAACAUGCUGAUAAUUAUGCUUCUUUGAUCAUGGAAGAGCUUGAUCCAGAUCAUAAUGGAUAUAUAGAGAUGUGGCAGCUUGAAACUCUAUUAAGGGAAAUGGUUAGUGCAGAAGAUGGCAAACCAAAACUUGGUACAAGAACACAAACUUUAACUAGAGCUAUGAUACCAUGCAAGUAUCGAACUCCUAUUAGAAAAUGGAUCACGAAAACCGCAGAAUUUGUAAAUGAACAGUGGAAAAAAAUAUGGAUUAUCGUUCUUUGGUUAGCCAUAAACUUGGUACUUUUCGUUUGGAAGUUUCUCCAAUACAAGGAAAGACCAGCAUAUGAAGUAAUGGGAUCAUGUCUAUGUUUUGCAAAGGGUUCUGCUGAGACUCUCAAAUUCAACAUGGCUCUAAUUGUCCUUACAAUGUGUAGAAGAACACUUACAAAGUUACGAGGAACAUUUCUUAGUCAAAUCAUUCCUUUUGAUGACAACAUAAACUUUCAUAAAAUCAUUGCAGUUGGCGUAGUUAUAGGAACUUUAAUCCAUGUAGGUGUGCAUGUAUCUUGUGAUUUUCCAAGAUUAGUUUCUUGUCCGACCGAAAAAUUUAUGGCGAUACUUGGAUCCGGUUUUGAUUAUAAGCAGCCUAGUUACUUGACCCUUGUUACAAGUCCUCCUGGUAUAACUGGAAUUUUCAUGGUCUUGAUUAUGGCUUUUUCUUUCACUUUGGCAACUCAUUACUUUAGAAAAAGCGUUGUCACGUUACCUUCGCCGUUGCAUCAUUUGGCCGGAUUCAAUUCCUUUUGGUAUGCUCAUCAUUUGCUUAUUCUGGUGUAUAUACUCCUAGUCAUACAUGGAUACUUUCUAUUUCUCACAAAGGCUUGGCAUAAAAAGACGACUUGGAUGUACCUUGUAGUUCCACUAGUGCUCUAUGGUAUUGAGAGAGUUCAUCCAUUUUAUAAGAGUAAAGAUCACCGCGUGAACGUCAUUAAGGCAAUAAUCUACACAGGAAAUGUUCUAGCACUAUACAUGACCAGGCCACAAGGAUUCAAGUAUCAAAGUGGAAUGUAUCUUUUUGUCAAGUGUCCAGAUAUAUCUAGUUUUGAAUGGCAUCCUUUCUCCAUCACCUCUGCACCUGGAGACGAUUACUUGAGUGUUCAUAUACGAACCUUAGGAGAUUGGACUACAGAACUUAGAAACAUAUUUGCAAAGGCUUGUGAGCCUCAAAGUGCAAUCCCAAGGGGAAGCCUUAUGAGGAUGGAAACUAGAGCAUACUCAAAAUCAAGUAUUGACAAUUCAAAACCAAGUAUUAGAUAUCCAAAGAUCCUCAUUAAAGGACCCUAUGGAGCACCAGCACAAAGCUAUAAGCAUUAUGAUGUACUCUUGCUCAUUGGUCUAGGAAUUGGGGCCACACCAAUGAUAAGUAUUUUGAAAGAUAUCUUGAACCAAAUGAAGAUGGCAAGUCCUCAACAAGAAAAGUCUGAGAAGGGCUCCUUCAGUAGCAAUAGCUCCGACGAAGAUAGAAAAGGUCCUGAAAGAGCAUACUUUUAUUGGGUAACAAGGGAACAAGCUUCAUUUGAAUGGUUCAAAGGUGUUAUGGAUGAUAUUGCAGAACAUGACAGUGAUGGUGUUAUAGAAAUGCAUAACUAUUUGACUAGUGUUUAUGAGGAAGGUGAUGCAAGAUCUGCACUUAUUGCCAUGAUUCAGAGGCUGCAGCAUGCUAAAAAUGGAGUUGAUGUAGUUUCAGAAAGCCGGAUAAGAACUCAUUUUGCUAGACCAAACUGGAAAAAGGUCUUCUCUCAGUUAGCUACAACACACGAAAGUUCUCGAAUAGGUGUAUUUUACUGUGGAAGUCCUACUCUUACAAAAUCAUUGAAGAGCCUUUGUCAAGAGUUUAGCCUAAACACAUCUACCCGCUUUCAUUUUCAUAAAGAGAACUUCUAAAGGAACAAUUCACACAGCUAAAGCAUCAAUCCACAAUUAUCAAGCAAUAUAGAUUGUAGACUAUUUUUUAAACCCAUAGAUUAGUGAUGUUGUAAUAAUGGUUUACAAAUUUUGACUAUGUAGCAAGAUUUCUUAGAGUAUAAAUUUUGUAAUAGUGUUGCUAAUUUUUUUUCCUUUCACCGUUGUGAUUUUGUAAUAAUGGUUUACUAAUUUUGAGUAUGCUUUUCUAACCCUCUUA
Molecule: messenger RNA, 2934 nt
Organism: Medicago truncatula (barrel medic)
Lineage: Eukaryota; Viridiplantae; Streptophyta; Magnoliopsida; Fabales; Fabaceae
Product: putative respiratory burst oxidase homolog protein H
Exons: 14
Coding region: 141-2696 (851 amino acids)
Cellular component (GO): plasma membrane
Molecular function (GO): calcium ion binding; peroxidase activity; NAD(P)H oxidase H2O2-forming activity
Source: RefSeq, a predicted model, not a curated record